Messenger RNA from Aspergillus clavatus NRRL 1, 495 nucleotides. RefSeq names its product glycoside hydrolase family 75 protein. Bases 1 to 495 code for a protein of 164 amino acids. The transcript has 2 exons. Gene Ontology annotation, molecular function: chitosanase activity. Lineage: Eukaryota; Fungi; Ascomycota; Eurotiomycetes; Eurotiales; Aspergillaceae. The record is from RefSeq and is a predicted model, not a curated record.
AUGGACAUCGACUGUGACGGAGCAAAUAACAGUGCGGGUGGCUGUGCCAACGAUCCGUCUGGCCAGGGACAGACGGCUUUUAUGGACACUGUGAGCCAGUAUGGCAUCUCAGAUCUCGACGCGAACAUCCAUCCCUAUGUGGUGUUUGGCAAUUCGGGCAGUUCGCCAAGUUUUGAUCCCCAGCAGUACGGUAUGGAGCCGCUGAGUGUGAUGGCAGUGGUUUGCAACAAUCAAUUGUUCUAUGGCGUCUGGGGCGAUACUAAUGGGGGCAUCGCCACUGGUGAAGCUUCCAUUUCGCUAGCGAAACUGUGCUUCCCCAACGACGGCAUUACUGGUGACAACGGUCAUGGGGAGCACAAUGUACUCUAUAUUGGUUUCGUCGGCCAGGACGCUGUUCCCGGGGCCAAUGCGGCUUGGCAGGCGGGCGACACCAACACCUUUGAGGGGAGCAUUAAAGAAUUAGGAGAUCGCCUUGUGGCAAGGCUCAGUGGCUAA